AUGCGGUCUCUCUUGAUUCUUAAUAUUUCUGUGAACAACCUCAGGGGGCGUGUUUGGGACACUGGGAUUUUCAGAAACCUCUCUGCUGAGUCGUUUCUCGGUAAUCCUGGUUUGUGUGGCCGGCUGGUGGGGCGGCCAUGUCCUGGUGACAUGGUUAGUCCAUUGGUUAGAAGUCAUCAUAAGAAAGGCCCCUCAUUGGUAACCAUCAUCGGUGCCGCUGUGGAGAGGGUCGUCCUCAUUUUCUUCGCAUUGCUCCUUGUUCGUUACAUCAUCUACCGCCGGGGUUCAGUGCAGGCAGAUACUGUGGUGCUAUUUUCGGAGUACUUAAAAUCUCUGGAGCUGACAGCCGAAGAGAUACAAGCAGCGACAGCAUUUACAGACGCAAGUGGAAGUGUGAGCGGCACGUUUAGUCGAAGUUUGAGUGGUAACAUCCGGCGGGCUAUAGGUUUUAGCAACAUCGAGAAAGCAGUGCUGCCAGAUGGAACCGUGUUUGCUGUCAAACAAUGGAUUAUUGCAAAAGUCAGGAAAAAAGAGAGGCUCAUGCUUGACUCAGAGAUGCUGAACUUGAGCAAAAUUCGGCACCGGAACUUGUCAGGCUCAUGGGAUACUCCACGAAUUCAAGCACCCUGGGCCUGUUCGUGGAAUUCAUGCCUAAUGGGAGUCUUGACUUGCACCUGCAUCCUCCAGGCAAGCACAACUGCCAACUUAAGUAAGUUGCUGUAUUCCGCUUCCGCUUCAAUGUUGCAAUGGAAUGAGAGGCUUCGGAUUAUAAUGGGCAUCACUGCAGGCCUGGUUUGUCUACACCACGAGACUUGUGGGAAUGCUUUAGCGCACUGCGGCUUGAAAGCAGCCAAUGUGCUUCUUGACUCUGACAUGGAGUCUAAGCUUGUAGACUUCGGAAUGGCCAGACUUAUCAAACGGAGCAUUAAAGGCUCCAGUGCAGCUUCAUGGAUCGUUUCCUCUGGAUAUGCUCCCCCCGAACAUGGAGUCUCUAGCGAACUCACCACGGCAGGUGACGUCUACAGCUAUGGAGUGCUAAUCUUGGAAAUUAUCACUGGGAAGAGGCCCACAAUUGAGGAAGUAAGAGUAGGGGUGACCCUACCCGCUUGGGUUCAGGACUUGCGAGAUCAAUCGGCGAUUGACGUGAGCCUAUUUCAGUCUGCGGACGAAUCUCAACUCAACCAGAUUUUGCAUAUUAUGAAAGUUGCCAUUCUAUGUACUUCCCAUUUGCCAGGCUCACGGCCCAGCAUGUUGCAAGUUCUCCUCAAUCUUCAAGAAAUGCCCCAAUCUGCCAUUGAAAACCAGGAAUUAGUACCUCUGGAAGUUCCAACGUCGAAAGUAGAUUUCUGGCUCAUUGAGACGCUACGUCGGCUCUCGGACGGUAACUCUGGCUGCAACUUCGUUAAAGUCGUGAUCGCUUACACUGACGCUUUUCUCGUUAAAUUAGAUAGGUCGCGUUUGUUAUGUAGGUCUCUUGAUUCUGUCUUGCUUGAGGUUUUGUUCCUGUUCGAUACCUAUGAGCGUAAUCGGAGUUGUAAGGUGCUGUUGCGAACUAAAAAUGGGGUUACACCGGGAACUGCAACGACGGGAAGGCAAACAAUUUCGGCAACGGAGAGCUUAUUUCUUUCAAUCUUGACCUCGCUGUCGUCCACGCUGAGUCCAAAUUUGAGGCCUACAAUUCCCGCGCUUUGUGUUGAUUAG
This is a messenger RNA of Physcomitrium patens, 1701 nucleotides long. The record is from RefSeq and is a predicted model, not a curated record. NCBI's taxonomy places the organism in Eukaryota, Viridiplantae, Streptophyta, Bryopsida, Funariales, Funariaceae.